GAAUUAUUCGCGGGAAAUCUGAGUUUCGCGGGAGGACCUUCGCGCGUAAACUAUUACCCUUCAUUCAUUGUCAGCUUCCUGGAGCCAUUUUUCAGCAGCAGAGAGAAGCUUAGUAAUCUCUUUCAAUCCAUUGCAUCUUCGAGCUUCUUUUAGUGAUACGUUGCUCCAAUCAGAUGUAAAGUGAUCUAAAGUGUCUUUAUGAACGAGAUCAGUGAUCAUUUAUGCAGAAAUAUUAAGUGUUUUGACGAAAGCGACUCCCAAAUCUAAGAGGGGAAGGGUAAUUCGAAUACUAAAAUGAGAAGGGGAAACCAACCAGUCCCAGCUAAAUUAACCUUGCCUGGGACUGGGGGUUCAUCGAUAAACAAACGUACAGCGUUUAUUGGAUUGCCUGACAAUAUCGCCUGUCUGAGUUCUGGUUUUCUCCACAUUCUUGCCUCACCAACAUGUGUUUCACAGACUGCUAGUAACAGUAAUACCACGGUGUGUAUUUCAGAUUCGCCAGUUGGCAGUUUUGUAUAUUCAACUCCUCACGGACCAUCUAGCAGAUCUGUAGUAAGAUCACCCAUGGGACGGCAUCCGGCAAAGAGGAAGCUGGAGUUAGAAGAAAGUCUGCAUCCAUAUCCAUCUGAAGAAGCCACCACUCCGAAAGGCAAACGAAGAACCACAGCCAGAGGCUUAAGUAGUCCAAAAACUCCAAAGUCUCCUGCAGAGAAGACUAGGUACGAUACGUCACUUGGCCUGCUUACAAAGAAGUUCCUUCAGCUUCUGAAACAGUCUGUAGAUGGGGUUGUGGAUCUUAACAGGGCUGCAGAAGUUCUCAAGGUGCAGAAAAGGAGGAUUUAUGACAUAACAAAUGUGUUGGAAGGCAUUCAUCUUAUCAAGAAAAAGUCCAAGAAUAAUAUCCAGUGGCUUGGCUGUAGUCUAAAAGAAGACACUGGGAUGUUGAAUCGUUGCAGUGGUCUUUCAAGGGAAGUGAAUGAACUGAAUCUAGAGGAAAAAAAGUUGGACGACUUGAUAAAGAGCUGUACUCAUGACUUGAAGCUGCUAACAGAGGACUCUGAAAACCAGAGAUUAGCAUACGUUACAUACCAGGAUAUCCGAAAAGUUGGAGCUUUUAAGGACCAAACAGUGAUAGCAGUAAAAGCACCUCCUGAAACAAGGCUUGAAGUACCUGACCCAGUAGAGAACUUGGAAAUCCAUUUAACUAGCAUACAUGGACCUAUUGAAGUGUAUUUAUGUCCAGAUGAAAAUGAAACUUCUAGUCAGGACCUAAAUGGAAAUAUUACGAAGUGCCAGAAAAUAAAAGGUGAUGUCCCUUGCAUACAAGCAUCAUCAUGUCCUACGUCAGCAGUUUCCCCAUUGAUUUCACCAUCAAUUUUAUUACAUCAAAUAGAAGACCAGCACUGUUCCCUAGAGGGAGCAUUAGUAAACCUUUCGCCACCACUACCUCAUGAAGACUAUCUACUUAGCCUUGGAGAUGAUGAAGGGAUUAGUGACCUUUUUGACGCUUAUGAUUUUGAUAGAAUUCCCACAUUUGAUGAGUUGAUAUGCAGCUGAUAGUGGUAAAGUGCUAUUCCUCUGAGCCCGAUUUCUUCAUCUGUGAAACUGGAAUGGCUGCAUUUUCAGACAGGCCAUAACCAUGAGAAUUAUAAGCUGUCAUUGUCUUGAAGUUCAGCACUUUCUUGAAUUGGUGGAAUGUUUUUAAGACCAGCUGUUUUAGCCCUAUUCAGAAGAGUCUGUGGAUAAUUCUAUGGGACCUUGCAGUUUUUGCUGUCGAAAGGAAGAGUUGAAAAGUAAUGAAAGGCUUCCUUAAAGGGGGAUCUGCACAACAGUGAAACAAACCAUAUAUUGCUUUGUCAUCACCUGUCUUUGCCCUCCUGUGAAACAAGUGUUCUGUGAGCAUGAAAGUGCAGCUGAAGUGUUCCAUGAUGGAGGGAGGGGGGAGGAUCUGAUGUUUCCAUAAUUGUUGCACAUUUUUGUUUGUACCUGUAAUCCAUGUUGAAAUAUAUAAAAUUGCUUAUGCAUUGCUCUAUAGAAAUGAACAUUGUAGGCUGGGUGUCUACACAGAAUCAUGUCAGUCUGUCGAUAGCCAUAAAAUCAGUUGCAGAUAGGAAACAUGCCAAAUCAACUUUGUCAAAUAUCUGUGGCAAGUUAUUUUGGGGGAUUACAAGUCUCCUUGCACUGUCUCUUGUGAGGGUACCCCCAAACUUAAAUAUAUGUACUCUGAGGUCAAAUAUUAGUGGAGAAAAGAACUCAACGAUCUCUGAAUGCGGUUUCAGCAGUAUUCCCCCAACCUUCUGGCAUUUGACUUAAAGGUUGUCAGUAGAAUGACAUUUUCCCCAUCUACAUGGCUGUUCCAUUUAGGGCUUUCCCUCUUGACCCAGUUUCCAUUUUCAUGAACUGUUCUUGGUUUCCGGGUUGGUAAUAUUGCACCAAAAAAUUAUUUAGCAAUGCAGUACAUAUUUUCACACAGAUGCUUGGUAUUGUGCUAAAGAAUUAAAUUAUUUGUCAUUACUUUACAUUUAA
Protopterus annectens (West African lungfish) is the source of this 2526-nucleotide messenger RNA. RefSeq names its product E2F transcription factor 3 (gene E2F3). The coding region runs from base 295 to 1557 and encodes 420 amino acids. The transcript has 7 exons. The record is from RefSeq and is a predicted model, not a curated record. Gene Ontology annotation, molecular function: DNA-binding transcription factor activity, RNA polymerase II-specific; protein dimerization activity; RNA polymerase II cis-regulatory region sequence-specific DNA binding. NCBI's taxonomy places the organism in Eukaryota, Metazoa, Chordata, Ceratodontiformes, Protopteridae. Gene Ontology annotation, biological process: regulation of transcription by RNA polymerase II. Gene Ontology annotation, cellular component: RNA polymerase II transcription regulator complex.